Molecule: messenger RNA, 1855 nt
Organism: Aedes aegypti (yellow fever mosquito)
Lineage: Eukaryota; Metazoa; Arthropoda; Insecta; Diptera; Culicidae
Gene: spidey
Product: very-long-chain 3-oxoacyl-CoA reductase
Exons: 5
Coding region: 842-1804 (320 amino acids)
Cellular component (GO): endoplasmic reticulum
Molecular function (GO): oxidoreductase activity
Source: RefSeq, a predicted model, not a curated record
UAGCAUGAUAUCUGAAUGGCGCUGGUCACAUUUUUGUUGCCGAUGACUUCCCCGUCUCUUUCAGCGCAUGUUUCUACCCGGUUUACAUGUAUUACAAGUAACGUAUAUGAAAAAUAUCUUCCCCGCCUACUGAUUUAAAUUUUACAUGCGAACAUUAAAAACUUUGUUGCAUUGCCACCAGUGCCAUUGUUAAAUAUGCUCCUUCCAAAUGUGGCGCUAGAAGAAACGUAAAUAAAUCGGCCCGCCAGAAACUUUCAAAGCUGGUAAACAAACGGAAACCAUAUGAUUCGAAACGUCUCAUAAAAUGGCUUAUUACGAAUUCUAUACACACACGUCUGUGCCGUGCCGUUUCGCAUCGUUCGCACGUUUCCUGCAAGCUCAAUUAGACUGCUAUCUAGUAGGCUAGGCAGUAGGCAGAGCUUCGUCAGUGUGCAUAAUCGAAGUAAACCGUCACUUGGACGUAUCAACCGCUAGCUGCUAGUGCUGCCGCUGCAAGUUGGGUUUGGUUGGGUGCCUCGUGCUCAGUUAGUGUUCAAUCACACCUCGCUCUUAUCGGAUCGCGCAAAGGUACUUACGCCUACUAAGCCCAGCCGGUACCUACACGUUUAAUUCCAUAAGUUCGGUUUUGUGGUUUUUGUUUUUGCCAUUUCAUCACGUCGUCGGUCGAUUGUCGCUAUGACGAAAUUAUCGCGAUAAAAGAGAAAGAAGACGAAAUUUUCAACGCAAGUGAUAUAAGCCUUAUUGCUAAUUCAGUGUAUUUUCCUCAUUUUGCUUCGCCGGGUGAAGGUGCGUUCCGGAGCGAAUUUUCAAAGGAAUCAAAAUUCUACCAACCAGGAGAAAAAUGACCAACGCGUACGACAUUUUCAGUGGAGUGUGCGUUUUUGUCGUGUCGGUGCAACUGCUGCGGAAGGUGUUUCCAUGGAUCUACGAGAAUCUGCUCGGGCCGAAGUUGUUCGGUUCCGGCGUGAAGCUACGUGAGAUGGGAUCCUGGGCAUUGGUCACCGGAGCAACCGAUGGAAUUGGCAAAGCCUACGCCAAAGCGCUAGCUAAAAAGGGACUAAACGUGGUGCUUGUCAGUCGAACUCAAUCCAAAUUGGAAAAUGUCGCCAAAGAAAUCGAGGAAGAAUCCAAAGUCAGCACCAAGAUCAUCGUGGCUGAUUUCGCCUCUGGCCCAGAGAUCUACGAAACAAUCGCCAAACAGACGGCUGGAAUGGAAAUCGGUGUCCUAAUCAACAACGUCGCCAUGUGCUACACCAGUCCUGAGCGAUUCCUUCAACUGCCCAAUCAGGAGAAGUUCAUCAACGACCUGGUCUCGUGCAACAUCUUCUCCGUGACUCGCAUGUGCGGUCUGUUCCUCCCCAGAAUGGCCGAACGAAGAAAGGGUGUCAUCAUCAAUAUCUCCUCCGUAUCGUCGGUCAUUCCAUCUCCGAUGUUGACGAUCUACGCUGCAACCAAGGCAUUCGUUACCAAAUUUAGCGAUGAUCUUGCCACCGAGUACGGCAAACAAGGUGUACUGGUCCAAUCGAUUCUUCCUGGCCCGGUGGCCACCAACAUGUCCCAGAUACAGAAAUCCUCGUGGUUGGCUUGCUCACCGAAGACAUUCGUCGGAAACGCGCUGCGCACGUUGGCAAUUGCGCGCCAAACUACCGGAUACUAUCCGCACUCACUCCUCAAGCUCAGUAUGGACAUCUUGGACUUCCUGUCACCGACCGUUGCUCGCCUGGCCACUUUGAAGGGACUGGAAAUGGCACGAGCAAAGGCUAAACAGCAAGCGGCUGAAAAUAAAACAAAUACUAUUAAGUAGAUCAAGAAGACUAGUCCACUCGCAUCUAUUAUACCCUGCAAACAGGAAGAA